AUGGAGCGGACGUGCUGGUCGUGCGGCGAGGGGCGGGUGAUCAGCGACCCGGAGACGGGCGCGCGCGUCUGCAACGGCUGCGGGCGCGAGCACGAGGCCGCGGCGGACUUCGUCCAGCAGCCGGACUUCGGCCCCGACGGGCGGCCCGACGCCUCCGCCUCCUCCCUGGUCCACUCCGUCGGGGACUUCGGGUACCGCGAGCGCAAGCUCCACGGCGCCACCCUCCUCUUCUCCUCCGUCUGCUCCCGCCUCGGCCUCUCCCCCGCCCGCUCCGACGACGCCCUCCGCCUCGCCCUCUCCGCCACCUCCGGCUCCCUCGCCACCCCCUCCUCCGCCUUCCUCCCCGCCCUCGCCGCCGCCUCCGCCCGCAUUCCCGACCUCGCCGCCCGCCUCGCCCGCCGCCCUCUCCCUCCCCCCUCUCCCCCCUUCGACGCCGACCGCGCCCUCGACCGCGCCGUCCGCUCCUCCCCCGCCCUCGCCGCCCUCGCCCUCCCCCCCGGCAAGGCCGACGCCGUCGUCUCCCACGCCCGCUUCCUCCUCCGCUGCGCCGCCAAGUGGGCCCUCACCACCGGCCGCCACCCCCUCCCCCUCCUCGCCGCCGUCAUCGCCCUCGCCGCCCAGAUCAACGGCGUCCCCUCCGUCUCCGUCGACGACGUCGCCGGCGAAAUCUCCGCGGGCGUCUCCACCAGCAGAGCCCGCCUCAAGGAGCUCGUCGCCGCCCUCGUCCGCGCCGCGCGCGCCCUGCUCCCCUGGGGCGACGACGUCACCCCCCGCAACCUCGCCCACAACGCGCCCCUGCUGCUCCGCUUGAUGGAGAUGCGGUCCAAGGCCAAGCCCCUGGGGCCCGAAUUCUUCGACGAGUUCUCUUUCGACCCGUCCGAGCUCGCGAUCGCCCACCCCGGCAACGCUGCCGACGACGACGAGGCCAAGUACUUCCUCCUCAACCCGGGCGAAGAGAAUGAAAACUCUGACGUUAGCAAGUAUGAGAGUCUCAAGCUGUCGGGAGAGCGCCUGUUGGAUGCUCACAAGAAUGCAGCAGAGAAGGCCGCAAACCUCGACAAUGCCGGAGAGCUCGCAAAGGAGGCGGGGAAGAAGAGGAGGAGAAGCGGGGGCGUUGACGCAGAAUUUUGGCUGGAAUCUUGGGAGGGGGGAUGGGACUCUGACAAGAAGUUAACCCUCGAGCAGAUAUUGGAGAGGGACGUCGGGUAUGAUGCCCCGCCCCCGUCUUUCGUUGCCGGGGAGGAGUCGCGGAGAUUGAGGAGGACGAAGAUUAAAGCUGCAAAACGCCGAAUUAAUGAGACCAUGAAGGGCCAAUCUUCUUGCGAUGAUUUGGUUGUCGAGAAGGAUGAUGCUCCGGCGGAGCGGACGGUUGGUAGGAAGCGGAGGAGGAAGAGUGGAGGCGGUAAAAAUGGCACUGAUUGGGAGGAUUGCACUAUAGAGCUCUUACUUCUGCAUGGUGUGGCAGAGGAGGAAAUAGAGCAAGGGCAUUAUAAUAGAUUGCUUGACUUGCAUGUUUUCAGUCCGGCAAGUGCUUGAAGAUGAAGAGGGCCAAGAAGUUUUGCUAUAUCAGUAUUAUAUGUCGGUUCUGCCGUUCCUACUGAUAUGAUUUUUGGUGAUUUCUGGCCUCGGCAAUAGGGUAUAUCGGUAUAGAGCAUUGAUUGCCUAUAUAGUUCUCUUUUUUUCUUUUUUUUUUUGUUUAACACAUGAUUAAUGAUUAUGAUUACAGGAACAAAAGGAGUAAAGAUUUGUCAUAUUUUAAAUUCUCUUGCUGCUGCCGAGGCCUUUUUGAGUUACUGGCCUUGUGACUACAAUUUUUGUUCCUCCUUUUGGCUCUUCUAAUAGAAUUGAGCUUUUAUUUUGUUCUAUUAUGAA
Molecule: messenger RNA, 1872 nt
Organism: Ananas comosus (pineapple)
Lineage: Eukaryota; Viridiplantae; Streptophyta; Magnoliopsida; Poales; Bromeliaceae
Product: plant-specific TFIIB-related protein PTF2
Exons: 2
Coding region: 1-1536 (511 amino acids)
Biological process (GO): transcription by RNA polymerase III; transcription preinitiation complex assembly; DNA-templated transcription initiation
Cellular component (GO): transcription preinitiation complex; transcription factor TFIIIB complex; nucleus
Molecular function (GO): RNA polymerase III type 3 promoter sequence-specific DNA binding; RNA polymerase III general transcription initiation factor activity
Source: RefSeq, a predicted model, not a curated record